This is a messenger RNA of Torulaspora delbrueckii, 504 nucleotides long. It is a transcript of the gene TVP18, whose product is annotated as Tvp18p. Bases 1 to 504 code for a protein of 167 amino acids. Lineage: Eukaryota; Fungi; Ascomycota; Saccharomycetes; Saccharomycetales; Saccharomycetaceae. Gene Ontology annotation, cellular component: Golgi membrane. The transcript has a single exon. The record is from RefSeq and is a predicted model, not a curated record. Gene Ontology annotation, biological process: vesicle-mediated transport.
AUGGCAUUGGGUGUAAGACAGUUCAUCAACGUUGCUGGAAUCGUUAAAGAUUUGAAAAGUUUCAAUUUCAGUCUCUAUGGUCGUUGGUUCGGAUACAUCAACAUCUUUCUAUGCAUUGCCCUUGGAAUCGCCAACUUGUUCCACGUCAGCGCAGUGAUCGCAUUUGGAAUUGUUGCCAUCGUGCAAGGAUUGAUCAUUCUAUUUGUGGAAAUUCCCUUCCUACUCAAGAUCUGCCCACUAAGCGAUAAUUUCAUCGAAUUCAUCAAGAGGUUUGAAACCAAUGGUUACCGUACUUUAUUCUAUGUUGUAAUGGCAGUGAUUCAAUGGUGUUCCAUAGCCGUCCAGGCCACUUCCCUUAUCGUCGUAGCAGUCGGACUAACUAUCAGCGCGUGUUCCUACGCGGUCGCACUGACAAAACACCAGGAAUUCCAAAACACACAUAUACUCAAGGACCCCACAAGCGACGACUUCCCACACGAAGCAGUGGUAAGAGAAAUGCUGUGA